This is a messenger RNA of Zeugodacus cucurbitae (melon fly), 2533 nucleotides long. RefSeq lists its product as uncharacterized. The transcript is spliced from 5 exons. Bases 251 to 1198 code for a protein of 315 amino acids. The record is from RefSeq and is a predicted model, not a curated record. Lineage: Eukaryota; Metazoa; Arthropoda; Insecta; Diptera; Tephritidae.
AAAAAAAUUGGCGACAGUGAUAUUCUUUUUAUCCCGUUGCUUUGUUGUGCGUACAUACGUACAAAUUAAUGUAUGUAUGUACAUAUAUUGCAUCAGCUAACUUAGAAAAAUUUUACUUGGCGACAGUGAUUUUCUUUUUAUCCCGUUGCUUUUUUGUGAAGUUGUGAAGUGUCACAUUUCAGUUGCUCUUGUGUUGUAUUGCGUGCUAGUUGUGUUAUUAUAUUAGUUGUAUUAUUAUAUUAUAUUCAAAAUGUGCGAUAUAUAUGGUGAACCAAGCCAAGGAAACGAUGAAUUCUUGGAAUUAUUAAAAUCUUGGGGCUUGCUAAAUGAAAUAAUUGAUACCCUGAUUGAACGGGGGGUUAAUUCCUUUCUCAUUCUUGAGAAAAUGCAAAUUGACGACGUUGACGCUUUUUUCAAUAGAUGUGACGCAAAAUAUUUCGGAGAACGCAUAAAAUUUAAAGCCGGUUUGAGGGAGUGGCGAACAAAAAAGGGUAUUCCAUUUAUUUGUGACCAAGAGACACAAACUGCAAACACCGAAGUCUUAGAUUGGCUGAAAAAAAUAUCCAGUGAUUUGUCUUCCGUCAAAUCGGGAGAAUGUAGUAUGCUACCUUGUUCGCCUCAAACGAAGAAUUUCAAUCUACGCGAGCUUUUAAAAACAUCAGUAAAGGGACAACUUGCUUUAAGUUAUCAAGAAAAACAUGGCUACUUGGACAGUAGAAACCAAAAAAAUUUAACACAUUGCAUCGUUGACAACUAUAUUGGUUUAGGACGCAAAAUGCAAUACUCAGAUAUGAGGGAAUGGGCGAAUGAAAUUGUUGCGGUAUUUCCUAAAGAAAAGAAGGAAUUUUACUUUUUGGAAAGAAAAAUGGGAAAAAAGAAUCCGAGUGGUAAAUUGUUCUCGCGUUGGGCUAAUGCCAUAAAGUUGGAAAACAAAGCCAAUCCUGUUACCCAGGAAGCUUAUGAAGAUGUUUUUGACGAUAACGUUUUGGAAAAAAAGUGUUGGUUGGCACAUAACUGCACACCUUGGGAAAAAGUUAAAAAGUUUUGGUUAGAUACAUGCACGUUUAGAAAUAAAUGUAAGGGAUCUCUAUCGGAUUUGCUAGCAGACUGGCCGCGCUACAAUGACUUUAACGGUUACGAAUUGGUAAGAAAAAAGCACAAAGUAUUUAUUUACAAAUUAAACAUUAUUCAAUUAUAACAGGUUGAUAUUGAUUUUAAUGACAUGCAUCCAGAUAUUGGAAACGAGUUAAUCUUAAAACUUGACAAGUUUUAUAAAGUAAUCCUCCCUGUCUUAAAUGCGGAAGUAAAAGACCAAGCCAGCCGAGAGUUACUACUUUCGAAACUCCUUUACAAAGAUUUAUCAAAUGAUUCUAAAUAUUGCAUUGUGUUGUUACUGCUCCAUGCGGUUCUUCAACCACAGCGUCGGAGUAAAACCCACAAACCAACGAUUGGUGACGCUCAAUCAGAGUUUAUAAUACUAGCAACUACACCAAAUGAUAUAUUACCAAAGAUUUCGUCCAAAAUUGAGCAAUACGCGAUUGAAAAACAGCAUUUGCAGCCUUACAUCAUUGCAGUAGGUGAGGACUAUACAAGUAUAUCAGAAUUCUUUAUAUUUUGCGACGGGCUUAAGUGGAAGUGCCCCACUUUAAUGAAAUGCGUCGACUGUAUUAUUAAGUUAAGUUAUGUAUUCCAAAUUGAAUAUUCCCAUAAUAGCAAGCAAGUUUGGGUAUUUUUAGAACAAUACUUUUUUGGGCUUAAGUCUGAAGAUUUUCCUUCAGUUUCAAAUUUACUCAGCAAGUUAGAUAACUAAUUUUUUAUUUUCUUUCUUUUCUUUUUAAUUGUUAAAAAUGUCCAAAUUUGCUUGCUAUUUAUGUCACAAACCCCACUUAACUUCAUGUUUACUUAUAAAUCAUUUAAAGGAAGAUCAUGGGCUUCAGUCCAUAGCAAAAUAUGUUUGCAAAGAGGAAAAUUGCAAUCAAAUAUUUCACAAUGUGUAUAGGUUUCGAAAGCACUUAGAAAAGCAUAAAACUGUGAGUUUUUCCUCGGUAAAUAAUGAUUUAGGUCAAUCUUUAGUUUCUCAAGAGCCACUUACACAAUUACAGUAUCGUGAUGAGUAUCCCCUUCCAAGUCUUGCAAACAAUACCACUUUUCUUAUACAUGGACGAUUUUGAGAUCAAUGAUCCCCUAGGCUCGAAAUCCUGCCAACAGAAAAUAUGUGGAAUUUAUUACACUUUUCCAACAAUCCCUAAUUAUCAAGCUGGUAGGCUCAUGAAUGUAUUUGUAUGCGGAUUUAUGAAAAGUUCAGAUAUAUGUGAAUAUGGUUUUAAUAUUGCCUUCACUCCACUUAUAGAUAUUUUAAAGAAAUUAUAUGUCGAUGGUUUGAGUAUUGACAUAGGUGGUCAACAUAUCCGAGUUUACAUUCGGCUUGCUCAAAUAUUAGGUGAUAACCUUGGUCUAAACACAGCUUUAGGAUACAAUAGUUCAUUUUCAUCAAAUUCAUUUUGUAGAGUAUGCAAACGCAACAAAAACGAAA